Molecule: messenger RNA, 4255 nt
Organism: Acanthaster planci (crown-of-thorns starfish)
Lineage: Eukaryota; Metazoa; Echinodermata; Asteroidea; Valvatida; Acanthasteridae
Product: tetratricopeptide repeat protein 28-like
Molecular function (GO): protein binding
Source: RefSeq, a predicted model, not a curated record
CAGAAAAAGGUACCCAGACGGAAGGCGUGCUUGAUUAGGUCUCUCGGUGCACUCUAUCAAUCAUAACAGUAGAGGGGAACUGACUAUGUUGUCGGCAGGCCACAACCAGUGGACUUGGACAAAGUUUUCUUCAUGAUUGUCCACCGACCCACCUGUAAAUGAAAAUGCAAAGAUAUGCUUGACGCAGCAGGUGUCUGAUGUCUUCACUGGUCCCCGGGUCACAAAUUGUCUUUGUUCUCUUCACGUUCCUGCUAACUGAUGCCUUCCGCCUUGGCAAGCAGAUAGAUAGGGCCAGGAUGGCUGUUCCAUCAUCACAAACAUACAUCCCUAAACUCUCCUUGAAGGAUGCCCACAGAGAGAGAAUUGACGUGCUGAUGGCAGACGCUAGCGCGCAGCAAGAACAGCUCCUCGCAGAGUACCGGGCAGAAAAUUAUGAAACGCUGUCUGUCGAUGAGAGAAUUUCCAAAGCCCAGGACCUGCUCUCCGUCAAUCUACCUGCUGCUGCCACCCUACUGAGACAGACUUUAAACAAACCAGGUCUCUCUGUCAAGCAGCAAAUGCAUUGUUACCGGCUCCUGUAUCUGGUCUUUAUGUCUCUGGGGCCACUCAGUGAAGGUUUAAAAGCAGCCACGCAGGAGUACUCUGUCAUAAAAUCUGCAACUUUAGCCCAUGAGGGCAGCAGAUUCUUGGUUAUCGAUGCGGAGGAUGUCACUUCACCACCAGGAGACUCUGCGCAAGAGCUCCAAGAGAUGCGCUUCCAGGCCGCCCUGGACCUGGGCAACGCCCACCGUUUCCUGGGCAACAUGGACCAGGCCAGAACAUUCCUGGACGAGGCCAUGGCGAUUGCCGUGGAGACAGAUGAUGCGGACAAAGUCACUGCAGCGACCAUUCACCACGGUGAGUGGAUCCUUGCUAGCGGUCAUCUAAAAGACGCCAUCAGCCAGGUGUUCCAGCCGCUGCUGAAGCGAAACAUGAGCGACCGGAAUCGCGGCAUCUUGCUGCAGGCAUUCGGAAAUGCUUGUAGGGCUGCUGCAGACUGGGGUCCGGCCAAGGAAUACAUGCGAGAAGCCAUCACCAUCGCCGAGGGGCUCAAUGACCCGGUUGCUGUGGCCGAUCGCCAAGGCGACCUGGGAACAAUAUUCCGGUCAGAGGGACGGACAAGCGACGCACUGCUCUACCAGAAGAAGCAGUUUGUUUUCGCCAGAGGGAGGGGCGAUCAGGCAGCUCUCUGCGUGUCCUGCUUCAACAUCGGUUUCACCCACUAUUCCAUGAAGCCGCCCAACUAUGACGUAGCCCUCAUCUACCAUUCCAUCCACCUGGAGCUAGCCGAACGGAUCGGGUAUCUGGCCAUGAAGUCGAGAGCUCUGAAUGCCCUCGGAAAGAUCUACACAGCUUUGAGAGACUAUGAGUCUGCCGUUAAACUCCUGGAGGAAUGUUUGGAAGUGCACAGCAAAAUUGGCAAUCAUCGCGGGCUGGGGAUAGCCUACGGAAACAUCGGCACAGUCUACCGUGCCAUGGGCAAGUUUGAGGAGGCAGUCGUUUACCAUGAAAAGUAUCGUGAGAAUGCUGAUGAACGUGAUGACGUGGGGGGCGUGGCCAUCAUGCAGCGCGAGCUAGCCAUGGACUACUUGUUUACUCAGGAUCUGGACACGGCAGAGAAGUACAUUACCGAUGCUUUCUUCACGCUGGAGCGAAUCCGUGCCAAGAUCGGCGAGGAGGACUCGUCGCGCAUUGCCAACUUUGAGAAGAACCAGUUUGAGGCCUUCAACCUCCUGCAGACGAUCCUCAUCCGGAAGGGGAAAUUCCGCGAGGCGCUGGCAUUGUCUGAGCAAGGCCGAGCAAGGGCUCUUGCUGACCUGAUUCAACAAAACCAGAAGGAGCUAGACUCAGAAAGCUCUCGUGAUUUCAACACUGGCUCUGAGUACAUAAGCACCACAUCUAUGUUGGAGGAACGUUUUACAGAGAAAGCCCUCGCUGAUAUUUUCCAAACGGCCAGCGAGCUCAACACAACUCUCGUCAUCUACUCCAUCGUGACCGAGUUCACACCAGCAGGAGACGUCGAGAAAUGGCUGUACUCCUGGGUGGUCGUCAGGGGAACAGCAGAGACAGCCAAUGAGGAGAUCCGUAACAUAACUCCUCCUGGGUCAACCAAUGAAGGAGAGGCUUACGUGGAAGAUGGCAGCUGGAAGGUCCACUUUGCUAAGAGAAUGCUGAGUUCAGAGAGGAAAGGGCCAGACAUCCAAGUAGACGACAAACACGUGAACUCUCUCUGUCGCUCUCUUGGAGAACUGAGCGUGAGUGAAACAUUGAACACAAAAGUUCAUACAGAGCCUGAUGACGUUUGUGUUCCCGCUGACCAAACCACAUGUAUGGAGGCCUCUACAGGCCACACCGAAGACCCCUCACCUGCCAGAGAUAUUCCCCACCACCUGCCCAGGCACGAGAAGAUCGCCCAUGCCUACGGUGACCCAGAGGAGCCAAAACCCAAACAGCCUGUCACCGAUCCUAGGCUGCAGGGAGUACUGGACAAGCUGAGGGCAGACUACAACAUAUUCAUCGCUCCCAUCGAGAGUUUCCUGCCUGAAUGGAGAGAAGGGAUGACUGAUGUACCAAGAGUUACCUUCAUACCUCAAGAUUACAUGUAUAACCUGCCUUUCUGUGCCCUGCUUGGUCCGGACAAUCACCACCUAAUCAAGAAAUAUGUCAUCUCCUUUGUGCCCUCUGUGCGAACUCUCAAACUGACCAAUCAGCGGCUGAGCCAGCUGCGUCAGAUGUCGUCAGCAGCGCCACAUAGUGUCCUGGCUGUGGGCAAUCCCACAAUGCCACAUCCCAAAAUGCCAGCUCUUCCUGCAGCCACGGAAGAGGCCAGAAUGGUGAAGGACUUCUUUGAGUCCCAGUCAUCAUUCUUGCCGCCGCAUGGACGGCCAGGGAUGGACUCUGUGGUGCUGACCGACAGCGAUGCAACGGUGGACAACGUCCGGCAGAAAAUGCCCGAGCACUCAGUGUUACACUUUGCAACCCAUGCCGAACAGGACAGUGGAAUUGUGAAGAUGAUCAAGGAAGGAGCCCACACCUGCCAGCCGGAGAGAGCAGCGACGGGGGAUUUCAGCAUGCGGGGAUUUCUGGUCUUGGCCCGCAGCCAUGAGAACUGCAGUGGCCUAUUGAUGGCCGAGGACGUCAAAGAUCAGAGGUUGAAGGCGGAGGUGGCCGUGCUCAGCUGCUGUCAGACCGGAAAGGGUCAAGUCACCGGGGAUGGUGUGCUGGGGUUAUACAGGUCUUUCCUGGUAGCAGGGGCAGCCAGCGUCGUGGUCACGCAGUGGAAGAUAUACGACAAGGCCACAGCCCAGUUCAUGCGUCAUUUCUACCAGGAUUUUAUCGUCCACCGCGAUGCUGCCAGGGCCUUGCGGGAAGCCAUGCUGUUGAUGUUAGCAGACGAGGAGAAACACCACCUACCCCAGCACUGGGCUGCCUUCUCUCUGAUUGGAGCAUCUCGUCCGACUUCCGCGUCCUAGACAGUCCAGACCUUGGAUUGCCAGUUUACCAAGCCUGGUUCGAGUGAAACCAAGACUGUCAAAACAAACAAGAUUGGUACUGGACAUUCUAAAACUUGAUGUGACUUAUUCCGGGAGAGAGUGUCAUCUCAUAAAAAUGAGUUUACUGAUGUGGACUUAGUCGGAAUGCAAAAAUGUCCACAAUAAUUUAUAGUGAUUAGAGCCGUUUUCCAAUACGCGACUUAGGCUCCGUCUCAGGCUUCAACUAUAUUUCUUACUUUGAGGUUAUAAUAAGCCCAAUAGUACGUCCGAUUGUGCCACAAAUCAUCAAGUAAGAUGCAAAAGAGCCAAACAUUACAGUACUUCAAUUUAAAUUAGACGCUUCAGGCCCACAAUUGGGGAUUGGUUUCCUACACGAAGCCAGAGACAGAGACGAAGUUGAGUAUUGGGAAACGGCCCUGGUUAUCAGUAGUUUGUAACAUUUUUAUAAAUAGACCUUAUGCACAGGGGACCCAAUCUCUCUUGGUGUAUAUAUUUAAAAACGUUGAAUUUAAAGAACCAGGCUCUCCCUUUUCAUUCCGACCCUAAAACCACCUGGCACCAGCCCAUCAAGGGUUUUGCAUGUAUACAAUACAUUCAGGAAUACGACUGAAAUGGUUUCUCCCAUGAAUAUGGUCUUUUAGAAGGUUAUCCACCCCGAGCUGAAGUGCACCCCCAAUCAGCAAAAGAAAGACAGGUGAUUAUAAGGGGGGUCUUGCACGCGU